AGCAAAAGCAAAAGCAGGAGCGAAAGAAAGCGCGGAAAAGAAGAGAAGAAAAAGAUCAGAUCCGGCCGUUCGUUCACCAAACGCGUACUUCGGCCAUGGCCUUCUCCAUUUCAGUUCUGGUCAUCAUCUGCUCUCUCCAUCUCAUCGCCUUCGUUCUAGCCAUUGGAGCUGAAAGAAGGAGAAGCACCGGAAAUGUGGUACCGGAUGAGUACGAUGAGGCUACGUACUGCGUAUACGACUCAGACGCUUCGACAUUGUACGGUCUAGCGGCGUUCUUUCUGCUUCUCAUCAGCCACGCGUUACUUAACGGCGUUACUAGAUGCCUCUGUUUCGGGAGGGGUUUAACGCCUGGUGGUUCAAGAGCGAGCGCCGUUUGCUUUUUUAUCGUUUCCUGGGUGAGCUUUUUGGCUGCAGAGGCGUGCCUCUUGGCAGGGUCGGCUAGGAAUGCGUACCACACGAAAUACCGGGGAAGGUUCGGCGUACAUGACUUAUCGUGCGCCGCGCUCCGUAAGGGGGUGUUCGGCGCCGCUGCAGCACUGACAUUUGUCUCUUUGGUGGGGUCCAUCUUGUACUAUUCGAGCCACGCCAAGGCCGACACGGCCGGAUGGCUCAAGCACCAAAACGAGGGUGUGAAUAUGGCCCCAUACCCCCAACCGACGAUGGAUGAUGGUGGGGCCCAGAAGGCCUAAGGCCACACAGGCUUUCUUUUGGUCACUGAGGAAUGCUAUUUCCAGGGGCUUCAUCUUCAUGCGUGGCCCAUACUUGCCAGAUCCAAGCCGUUUAGGGUGUUCUGUCCAUUUAUCAAGUGUGCAACAUAUGUUGGGAAAAUGAUAACCGACGGUGUAGAUUUGACAUGCACGGUUGGUCGUUUGAUAAGUGGACCUGCCUGAUUUUUAGAUUGGGACCUUGAAGAUGGUGCGGCUGGAAAUAGCAUUCUUCUUUUUCACUUUUGUGGGUCCCUGUGUAUGUGUCUUCUCUCUAAAAUAUGAGGGUAUGUUGGGAACGUUAGAGUCAAAAAAACGUUGGUCCUUGAGGGACAUAUAGUUUGUGGGCUCCAUAGCUUGAACGGUAUAGAUUGACGUGUAUGUAUACCAUGUGUCGCAUGGAUGAGACACCACGACUUGAAAAUAGUUGUGAACUAUCACAGUAACCAUAGUACAUUUGUAAGGAGAGUAUAAGAUGGAGUGUAAUUUUGGGAGCGU
This is a messenger RNA of Magnolia sinica, 1202 nucleotides long. RefSeq lists its product as uncharacterized. The record is from RefSeq and is a predicted model, not a curated record. The transcript is spliced from 3 exons. The coding region runs from base 96 to 689 and encodes 197 amino acids. Lineage: Eukaryota; Viridiplantae; Streptophyta; Magnoliopsida; Magnoliales; Magnoliaceae.